Menidia menidia (Atlantic silverside) is the source of this 2789-nucleotide messenger RNA. Lineage: Eukaryota; Metazoa; Chordata; Actinopteri; Atheriniformes; Atherinopsidae. The record is from the annotation of a GenBank genome assembly.
CGCAGGUGCGGAAGCACGCGGGCAGGGGUCACGUAAGCCGUUCCGUCGAUGACUGGAGGUGAAUUCACUCCGCUUUCUCAAAAGACAUGAGGAAAAUCUAGCGAAAAUCGUCUGUGUGUUUGUUUAACCAGUCUGUUCUGCAAAAAUAUAGUUAUAAAGGUUUAAAGAAGGCGCAGGCUUUUUCGGAGUCUGCUGAAGCUUCGUCUCUGUUCGAAGCGGAAUCUCAAGUCGGCGGAAGAAGACAAGGAGAGAUGUCAUACUAUUCAUCCUCCCGUAGUUCAUCUCGGGCCACUGAUUGUAAAGUCUAUGUUGGUGACCUGGGAAAUGGUGCUGCCAAGGGGGAGUUGGAACGAGCUUUCAGUUAUUACGGUCCACUGAGAAGCGUCUGGGUGGCCAGAAAUCCCCCCGGGUUUGCUUUUGUGGAGUUUGAGGAUCCUCGAGACGCCGAAGAUGCUGUGAAAGGCAUGGAUGGAAAGCUCCUUUGUGGCUCCCGGGUCCGUGUUGAGAUGUCCACAGGCCUCUCCAGGAAGGGUCGUGGGCGACCCAGUCGUCGGCAGUUUGACCCCAAUGACAGGUGCUACCAGUGUGGGGACCGGGGCCACUACGCUUACGACUGCUACCGCUACAGCAAGAGAGGCCGCCGCAGCAGGUGGAGGAAUGCUCCAUUUGUCUCGGUCUCGUUCGCGGUCCCGCUCCAGGUCCAGGUCACGCGGGCGCCGCUACCGCUCUCGCUCCCGCAGUCGCAGCCGAAGCUACAGCCGAAGCCGUCGCCGAUCUCCAUCCUACUCCAGGCGCAGGAGCAGGUCUGGAUCCCCAGCCCGUUCCAAGUCCAGGACCCCUGUGAGAAGUCGUUCCAGAUCCCGGUCUCGGUCUGGUUCUGCCCCCAGAGGACGCUCUGUCUCCCGGUCCCGCUCUCGAUCUCCAUCAACCAACCACAAGAGGAUCAGCGUGUGGUGGGAGCUGAGCACUGCACUGACACCGCAGCUGAUCCCAGGCCCAGGGUCUGCCAGCUGGCGGUGUGUACGUCCUGCGGGAGGGUGACUAAGCGCUGACCUGAGAUCAGCCUUCGCCUGCAUCUGGUCUUAGACAGCGAGAAAGAGGUCGACCUACCGACCGAACCCUCCCCUCAGUGAAUGGGUGACUGUCUGUUCAACCAACGCACACGCUCAGAUGAGAUCAGCCCGCGCACACACAUACAGUUGCUCUACUAGAGUCACCCAGAGCCAGCCUUCAGACGUACCGGAGGGCUGACCCACACAGAUCAGAGUUGGGCCUUUUUAAAGCCAUUACCUACCGACCAGAGCCCCCUACCUACCAGAGUUCUUCGCCUGUCUUAGCUUCUGAAAGUGAGAGAAAGAGCUGACGAGAGAUCAGUCUUCAAGAGCCUCCCGGCGCAGUGUUUCUCCGAGUUGUAGUCAUCCGUCCUACAGUCCUUUCAUCCUUCGCUUCUCUGUACUUGUUGUAUCUACCAGUCUCUCCAAAGGUAACCAAAAAUCAAACCCCCUGACAAGCUCAUGUUGAUGGUAAAAAGAACAUUUGCAGGCUUGCUAACGUUGAGCCUUAAACAAGCAUGUUAAGAUGUGUGGGUGAAUGCGAGCGUGCCUGGGUGACUGAACGAGUGCACUGUGAGGGGCUGAUGUCUGAGGAGGUUUUGUCUUCAAUAAAAAAAAAUGUCAUAAACACUUUUGAAGCAGCAUCCGUGAGUUUAUAACUCAAGGAGUAAGUGCUAAAAUGUCAGAACAGGAGCAGUGUGUGACACAGUGUCUGACUUUAAUGGAUGGGUUUCAUGUGUAGCUUUUAAGCCUGGACGGCCUCAUAGGAUGUUAAAUGACAGAAGAAUAUCUGUAUUUGAACUUUGGAUUCAUGAGGCCAGGGGUAUUUUGAUUGUUAUUCGCAUCCUUUCUGGUUGUAAACCAUUUAUUCAGGUAUUUGUUUCCAGGUCUUUCUUCAGUCUUCCCCUGUGGCGAGCUAAUUCCCCUCUGUUUCUGUUUCAGUCGCUCCCGUUCAGCAACCCCAAACCGAAGCGCCACGCCAGCCGAUGACUGAAUGAAGAAGACUUAGCCCCCCCCCCACCCCUCCCUUCCACUUUCCUAAACAGACCCUCUCACCCCGUCUGCUUUUACAGUCCCACAGCUUGUUUUGUACAUCUGUCCAGACCCACAGGUUUAAUUUUAGCCCCAGGACUGAAAUCUCUUGUCUCAGAUUGUCCAAGAUUUACUCAGAAUGGCACACAGGAAAAAAUAAAGCCAGGGGUUAUUACGUUUUAUUUUUUUUGUUUUUCUUAUGUCAUUGCUUCAUCUCUCUUUUCAGAAGAUUUGUAGCACAGAUAGAAAUAACCUUUUUGUGUGUUUUAACAGUAAUGUUUGCAGUUCUUGCAGUAAAUUGAGGGAAGUGGUCGAGACAGCCGAGUGCUGUUACCCAGAAAUUUUUCCUGAGCUGGAAGGCUCUCUCCAACUGACUAUUGGCUAAUGAUAUCUGCAAUAAAGUUUGUACAUUUUUUUCUGGGAAAUGGAUCUAGUGGCUGGUCUGCAUGCCUUUGAGUGUGAUGUCACAUUCCAACAGUUUUUUCCCCUCCAUUUUACUUUAAUCAGAUUAGCAGGACUGCUGAAUUGAUUCACUGUGUUUUGACCCUCAUUUGCUUCUCUGACUUGAUUUUAAAAUGUAUACAGUUCUCAAGAUUGGUUUCUUUAGGGGCUGAUGUAACUUGUUUCUUUUUGUUUUGCUUUUGUUUUUUGCCUGUAUGGUAGCUGUGGCAGUUUUAUUUUUGAAUAAACCUCCUCAACAUAUCA